AUGCCGAAAGCAACCCGCAGGCACUCCUCAAGAGGCGGCCACGGCCUCUUCACAACAACUGCGAUCCCAGCCGGCACGCAAAUCCUGUCGAUCCCCAAACCGCUUGUGACGAUCCCUGACGAUGCACACCUGCAGAGCACCUGUAGCAACUGCCUCCACCACGCUCCGGACACACCCUCAGUCCUAACAACUUAUAGCUCCCCGCGGAAGCUUUCUGCGUGCCUAGGGUGUAAAAUUGUCAAGUACUGUGGAAAGGAAUGUCAAACAGAAGACUGGAAGCGCGUGCACAAGCACGAAUGUAAAACCUUUGCUAAGCUACCGAGGGCAUUGCCGGGUUCUGUGCGCGUCACGAUGAGGGUGCUCAUGCAGAAUGCCGAAGGGGGGGUGCUUGCACAGUGUGAGGAUCAUGUUGAAAAGUUCCGUACGGAGGCCGGAGGGAAGAGAUGGGAAGGGGUGUUUGUGAUGGGGAAGGGGGCACAUGGGUAUUCGAGAACGAGGAGGGGGGAGGGGGAGGUUAGGAGGUUGUAUUGUGCUGUACUGGUAAACUCCAUGACCCUUGUCACAGAGACCUUCGAUCCCAUUGGUAUCGCAUUCGACCCGCUAACCGCGAGCAUAAACCACGAUUGCAUACCCAAUGCCGUUAUGCUCUUCAACGGCCGAAUCCUCCAAAUCCGUGCUCUAGAAGACAUCCCUGCGAACGCUGAAGUCCUGAUAUCAUACAUUGACAAUACAGUUCCCCGCGAACGCCGCCAGCUGGAACUGUCAGAGAAGUACUUCUUCACCUGCACCUGCUCGCGCUGCACCGGCCCUGCCGGACCCAUGGACGGGCUCCUGUGCGCCUGCGGCGGGGUCGGAAUGCCCUCGCGCGAAGCGGUGCUUUGCAACAGGUGCGCACGAGCACUCCCGGCGACUGCGGACGUGGAAAUACUCGAGCAGACAGCCUGGUCCGCGCUCGACUCGGAUAAGAGUGAAGCAAUGAUCUCCGCCUUGAGGCACCUACACAAGUCUCCUAUGUGGCCGCUACCCCGGCAGCCUUUAGCCGCACUACACCUAGCGCUUGUGCAGGGCGAAUAUAUCCCGUCUGGAAAUUGGGAACGGGCCCUACUGCAUCAUUUACUAAUCUACCUACGCCUCGACCCGGUCUUCUACCCGCAGAGGUUUCACCCUAUGCGGGUGGUGCACGGGUUCACGCUUGCGAACUUGUUCUUGCAGAUUCCGAGGGUGGAUUACGGGAAGGUUGUUUGGGGAUUGCUGUGUGAGUGCGCUGCGCAGGUGGAGAGGAGCCAUGGCGGUGGUGGAGUAUUUGCUGGUGUGGUUGCUAGGAAGAGGGAGGAGAUGAGGAGGGAUUUGGAGAAGGAGGAGCAGCCGAGGGGGUGGGUGGCAGCGAGGUUGGAGGAUAUUGGCCUCGAGGCGGAGAUGGGGAAGAUUGUUGGUAUGGUGGAGGGGCUGAUCAAGGAGCUUAAGAGGUAG
This is a messenger RNA of Tuber melanosporum (Perigord truffle), 1470 nucleotides long. RefSeq lists its product as uncharacterized. Gene Ontology annotation, molecular function: protein binding. The transcript is spliced from 3 exons. Gene Ontology annotation, cellular component: nucleus. The record is from RefSeq and is a predicted model, not a curated record. NCBI's taxonomy places the organism in Eukaryota, Fungi, Ascomycota, Pezizomycetes, Pezizales, Tuberaceae. The coding region runs from base 1 to 1470 and encodes 489 amino acids.